Molecule: messenger RNA, 318 nt
Organism: Ailuropoda melanoleuca (giant panda)
Lineage: Eukaryota; Metazoa; Chordata; Mammalia; Carnivora; Ursidae
Product: guanine nucleotide-binding protein G(i) subunit alpha-2-like
Exons: 1
Coding region: 1-318 (105 amino acids)
Biological process (GO): adenylate cyclase-inhibiting G protein-coupled receptor signaling pathway; G protein-coupled adenosine receptor signaling pathway; gamma-aminobutyric acid signaling pathway
Cellular component (GO): heterotrimeric G-protein complex; cytoplasm
Molecular function (GO): G-protein beta/gamma-subunit complex binding; guanyl nucleotide binding; G protein-coupled receptor binding
Source: RefSeq, a predicted model, not a curated record
AUGCACUGCACCAUGGGUGCCAAGGACAAGGUGGUGGCCCAGCACUUCAAGAUGAUCAACAAAAACCAGAAAGACAGCAAGAAUGUGGCACAGGUGGUGAAGUUGCCCCUUUUGGGUGCUGAGGAAUCAGGGAAGAUCACCAUUGUCAAGCAGAUGAAGUUCAUCCACGAGGACAGCUACUUGGAAGAAGAAUACUGGCAGUACCAUGCAGUCCUCUACAGCAACACCAUCCAGUCAAUCAUGGCCAUUGUCAAAGCUGUGGGCAAUCUGCAGAUUAACUUCACCAAACCCUCCUGCAUAGAUGAGGCUAGGGACUAA